Naegleria lovaniensis is the source of this 1011-nucleotide messenger RNA. RefSeq lists its product as uncharacterized. Gene Ontology annotation, molecular function: siRNA binding. The transcript has 4 exons. Gene Ontology annotation, cellular component: nucleus. The record is from RefSeq and is a predicted model, not a curated record. The coding region runs from base 1 to 1011 and encodes 336 amino acids. NCBI's taxonomy places the organism in Eukaryota, Heterolobosea, Eutetramitea, Acrasida, Naegleriidae. Gene Ontology annotation, biological process: regulatory ncRNA-mediated heterochromatin formation.
AUGAAAAAACAAUUCAAUCUUGUAUUACAAACCAUUCCCGAUCGUCAUGAAAGAUUACAAGAUUUUCAUUACACUUUUUCAAACAUGCCUGAAAAACCUAAUGAUGAAUUGUUUGAACAAGAUCCAUCUCAAUACAUCCAGGCAUUGGAAUUGUUGAGCAAUGAGAAGCCUGGUUUGUUUGUCAAUGAUAUGGAUGGAGGAAAAUUUCAUUUUGUGUCACAUGUUCACAACGAUGCACUCUCGAAAAUGGUCACGAAGUUUGUACAGGAGGAAUUAUUGAAAAACAGAUGUAAAUUGGACGAGAUUUGGUUGCCUUUAGACUUUAAUCUUCCAAAAGAACAAAUGGUUAACAUUUUCAUGAGUAAGGAUGCUCUCACAAAUCCAAACAAGCUGUUGAUAUUGAUUCAAGGAUCUGGAGGUGUUCGAGCAGGUCAAUGGUCACGUAGUUUGUGUUAUGGAGUGAUUGUUCUCAAUCCAAAUCAAAAUACAUACAUUCCUUCACAACUGAAUGAUCAUCUCCAAUACAAAAAGGAAGAUUUUCUUUCAAGAAACAAGUCCUCCUUAAAGAAAGAUAUCGAAAAACCCAUUCCUCAUCAUGAAUCUCCAUCAGAUCAUGCAACGUAUGUUUGGGAUCAUUUCAUUCAAAAAGCAGCAGCAAAAGACAUGGUCAUUGUCGCUCAUUCAGCUGGUGGUUGGUGUACGAUGGAAUUAUUGAAAAACCGUACUCGAGAAACACUUUCCAAAGUGAGAGCUGUUGCAUUUACAGAUUCAUGGAUCAAUUUGUCAUUGGAUCCAAGUCAUGAACAAGUGCGUGAGUUCAUUGUGGAAAAUGCUGUGAAUUGGGUAGAAAGUGAAAAACCAUGUAAUGAUGUGUUGUGUCUACCGAAACGAGAACAAGGAGCAACAACGUGUGAAUGUCGAAGUGCAGGACAUUUGAAACAUGAAUAUACCUCUGAGUGUUGCAGAGAAGCAGUUUUUGAAUUCCUUCAAACAAAACUUCAACACUUGUAA